This is a messenger RNA of Platichthys flesus (European flounder), 3742 nucleotides long. RefSeq names its product protein kinase C delta type-like. Gene Ontology annotation, biological process: protein phosphorylation. The record is from RefSeq and is a predicted model, not a curated record. The coding region runs from base 409 to 2463 and encodes 684 amino acids. Gene Ontology annotation, molecular function: ATP binding; diacylglycerol-dependent serine/threonine kinase activity. The transcript has 17 exons. Lineage: Eukaryota; Metazoa; Chordata; Actinopteri; Pleuronectiformes; Pleuronectidae.
GCACGCUCGAGUGUGUGCGUGUAAGUGUUUGUGUGUUUUUGUGUGUGUGUGUGUGUGUGUGUGUCAUUGGGAAUUCACCUGGAUGACGUCACACGUUCACUGCACACUGCACACUGCACCGCGCGCUGCCGUGGAGCCGCAGUACGGAGCCGAGCAGUCACAGAGGACACAGCGGAGACAGAGGCAGAGGACAGAGGAGACAGAGGAGACAGAGGAGGCAGAGGAGACAGAGGAGGCAGAGGCAGUCAGUUUGAAUGAACAGCAGCGGACUCGAACACUUCCUGAAGCACACCCAAAGAGAGAGUUUUUGAAGUGGCACUUCCAGGAAAGACCGAGGUUCAAACACCAAACCCGCGACCAACCCGAGGCGGCUCAGCGGAAGAGAGGAGGCGUCGGUGAGUGGUCACCAUGGCACCCUUCCUGCGUAUCUCUCUUAAUGCUCAUGACAUGGGCGUUUUGACUCCUCAAUCUGAACCUCCCAUCUGUGCCGUCAAGAUGAAGGAGUCUCUCGACACAGAGCGAGGAAAGACCCUGGUCCAGAGGAAGCCCACCAUGUAUCCAGGAUGGAAUUCCAAUUUUGAUGCUCACAUUUAUGAGGGGCGUGUCCUAGAACUGGUUCUCAUGCAGAAGACUGAUGAGCCAUUGGCCAAGGCCACAGUGGGCGUGUCUGUACUGGCAGAACGCUGUAAAAAGUCCAAAAGCAAUGGACGUUCUGAGUUCUGGGUGGACCUACAUCCUUCAGGGAGGAUCCAGAUGGCUGUACAGUACUUCCUGGAGGACGCUGAUGCAGUGUCUAUGAAGCGGUCGGUGAAGCUUCCUCCGGAGGAUGGAGUCAUGACCCUCAACAGGAGGAGGGGAGCUUUCAAGCAGCCCAAGGUUCACAUGAUCAAGAACCACGAGUUCUGCGCCACUUUCUUCGGCCAGCCCACCUUCUGCUCUGUGUGCAGAGAGUUCCUCUGGGGGCUCAACAAGCAAGGAUACAAGUGCAGACAAUGCAAUGCUGCAAUCCACAAGAAGUGCACCGAAAUAAUCAUUGGCAGGUGCACUGGAACUGCAACGAACAGCCGUGAUACUGUGUUCCAGAAAGAGCGCUUCAAGAUUGAUAUGCCACAUCGUUUCAAGCACUACAACUACAAGAGCCCUACUUUCUGUGACCACUGUGGCAGUCUGCUGUGGGGUCUCUACAAACAGGGCCUCAAAUGUGAUGACUGUUGCAUGAACGUACACAGUAACUGUCAGAAGAAAGUGGCCAAUAUGUGUGGAAUCAACCAGAAACUCCUGGCAGAGGCUCUGUCUCAAGUCGCCCAGAAAUCUAUCAAGAAGCCAGAUGACUCCAAUGCAUCAGACGUUGGGAUCUACCAAGACAUCCAAAGUGCAAUAGUAGACCCUAGUGCUGGUAACGGGAAGGCAGGAGAGGGCGUGAGUCCAGUCCCAGUGGCCUCUACAGUCCCCCGGGUACACCUCACCCUGAACCACCUUGUGUUCCACAAGGUGCUGGGCAAAGGCAGCUUUGGAAAGGUACUGCUGGCAGAGCUGAAGGGCCAGGGUAAGUACUUUGCCGUGAAGGUUCUGAAGAAGGAUGUCGUCCUCAUGGAUGAUGACGUGGAGUGCACCAUGGUGGAGAAGAGAGUCCUGGCCCUCGCUUGGGAGAACCCCUUCCUCACACACCUCUACUCCACGUUCCAGUCUAAAGAGCACCUCCUCUUUGUGAUGGAGUACCUGAAUGGGGGCGACUUGAUGUUCCACAUCCAGGACAAAGGGCGCUUUGAUCUCAACAGAGCCACAUUCUAUGGUGCUGAGAUUAUAGUGGGCCUGCAGUUCCUUCACUCAAAAGGAAUCAUCUACAGAGAUUUGAAGCUGGACAAUGUGAUGCUGGACAAGGAUGGACACAUAAAGAUUGCAGACUUUGGCAUGUGCAAAGAGAACCUGUUUGGAGAGGCCAGAGCCACAACAUUUUGUGGAACACCAGACUAUAUUGCACCAGAGAUCCUGUUAGGACAGAAGUACACCUUCUCAGUGGACUGGUGGUCUUUUGGUGUGCUAGUGUAUGAGAUGCUGAUUGGUCAGUCACCUUUCCAAGGUGAUGAUGAGGACGAGCUGUUUGAAUCCAUCAGGUCAGACACCCCUCACUACCCUCGCUGGAUCUCCAAGGAGGCCAAGAACCUGAUUGAACUGUUGUUUGAUCGAGACCCCAGUCGAAGGUUGGGCGUGGUGGGAGACAUCCGUAAACACCCCUUUUUCAAAUCCAUCAACUGGCCAGUACUGGAGAGGAGAGAGAUGGACCCCCCUUUCAAGCCCAAAGUGAAAUCUGCCAGUGACUGCAGCAACUUUGACAGAGAGUUCCUAAGUGAAAAGCCUCGCCUCUCACACGCAGACAAGAACCUCAUCGACUCCAUGGACCAGGCCGCAUUUGCUGGCUUUUCCUUUGUCAACCCCAAGCUAGAACAAAUGAUAACCAAGUGAACAAGCAAAAUGGUUUCCCUGGAAGCACGGUCCUAGCCCAGCAAACCAAAACAGGUUGAUAUCCUAAUCUCAUAUCAACUGGAUGGGCGACAAGAACGUGAAAAGAUUUGGGCUGGACUAUGACCUAUGCACUUCCUCUGUCAGAGGAUGAGAUAAAAUAAUACUGUUGUUUGCCAAUGUUUAAAGCGAUAAUCAUGUCUCAGCGGUCAAACAUUUAAAGGUGUAUAAAAGAGUCUAAAGCUGAAGGAAAUUAAGGGAGAUUCUAAAAGAAACCAAUGUUACUUUAAUCAAUACUGGGGGGGUGGUCAAUUCUGCAGUUUGCUCUUUCUUACUUUUCUGUGAUCUUGUUCUUCUUGUCAUGAUCACAUCUUGAAUCUGUACAAAUCGUCUAUUGGACAGAAUUUGAAUGAAUUUCUCUACAUUUGAAUUCAUAGGCAUGUGCACACGCCCCUUAUUUAGUCAUACAAAUAUAUCCACCCUGCACCGCACACGCAUGUCAGGAGAAGUCAGUGGUACAGACAGUAUUCACUCUCACCCUGUGUUGCUUUGCCUGUUGCAUGCCCGCUUGCACAUCCCCAUCUGGGAGUGUGUGUUAGCACAUGCAUCCCGGUGUGUGGGUGUGUGCAGGUAUUUUCUUAGAUGCAAAUUGUGCUGCUGUGCCCGGUAACAUUGUCUGCUUUACAAUGAAACCUUGGUUUAUCCAGUCGUCAUAGGAAGAAUUGUAGCACAAAGCUGGGAGAGGGAGAAUGGGGGGUUGUUAAAUCCCCCUGAAUUAAGCUUGUUGAGGAGCUUUUCCCCUCACACUGCACAUACACACACACCUCAAAGAGUGUGAGAAUUUAACGCAGAUAUCUGCAUGUUGUCUUAUUUUCUCUUUCUCUGCCAAUGAUGUCAAACCUCCAGCUGCUCAUCAAACUAAAGCGUAACGUAAAACAAUCGAUCCUCAUGUCAUCCUCGGGUGCAUUUCCUGGGGUGUCAGCAGACUUACUGGGAAGAGCUGUAGCAACGGUGUGGUACUAUACCUGAAGUAUGUGUCUAGAAGGAUGUGUCAUUUUGUGUAGGAGGGAGGGGCUAAUGUCACUGGAAACACAAAAUUCUUUGAGAUGUAUUAUAUUACUUGAAUGUAGGAAUUUUGAACAUGAGAAUAAUAAUGCUGUCUAUGUAAAAAAAAAAACAUUAUGUACGUAACCAUGAGCUGUCUCCUGAGUUAAGGGUCUACUUUUUUUACUCUCCUGGUCUUUUACAUCUGAUUAUAAAUAAAUAUAAUAUAAACUCAAAA